UGCCCACCCCAGCGCAAGCGAAGCAGGCAGAAGCCGCAGCGAGGACCACACUACGGCGCCCCCCCAAGACGGAGACGCAUCAUACUGUGCCCCCAGCGGCCCCGCCCACAUGGAGACGCGCAUGCGUAAUGUGCCCCCAGCGGCCCCGCCCGGAAGGGCCGGUUGAUGACGCCACGGAAAGGAGUGCGACACGCGGAAGUUUCCGGCUUCUUUUUGGCUCCUGGAACCUUCCUUUCUCCCCCUGCGCGGGCGCCCGAAGCUGUUUGAGCGCCGCACGGAGCGCGGCUCGGCAACAUGGCGGCGCUCGUGAGCUGCUGCUUGAGGAGAGAGGAGUGGAAAGAUGGAAAGCUCUUCUGGGCAGGAGUUUCUUUUGUGUUUGGGCUCAAUGUCCUCGCUAUGUAUUUCCCAGGAUUGAUCAACAUGUCUCAGCGGUUUCCUGUUCUAUAAACAUACAGCAGUCCAGUAGACCCUAUGCAGCUGCCGCAAAAUCUGCAAAAAACCCAGCAAAGGAUGUGAAACAGAAAAAAUCUGAAACAGCAACAGCAAAGGGAAGGAGAACUUCCAGACCAUUGGCAAGCAAGCCGGUGGAUGACGUGUAUUUAGUAAGGUUGUAUAAAAGGCCAGUGUAUGAGGUAGAGGUGGCUCUGGACAUGCUGAGGAAGUUUCAGGAAUUGGACUUCACUAAUCCAAAACAAUACAUAUAUGUUAAUAUAACCCUGGAUAUGACACUGGAAAAGAAGAAAAAAGUGGAUCCGUUUGCGAACACCAUUCAUCUUCCCCAUCAUUUUGAAGAGGAAAUUAAUAAAAUUUUGGUGUUUACAGAGAAUGCAGAACAAGCUGAAAUAGCAAAAGAAAAUGGAGCUGCCUUUGUAGGAGGGACUGAACUAAUUCAAGAGAUUUUGGACGAUGAAAUCCAAGCAGACUUUUAUAUAGCUGUUCCUGAAAUAAUUGGAAAACUGAACCUUUUAAAGAGCAAGCUAAGAAAUAAAUUUCCAAGCAGCAGAAAAAAUUCUUUGGGUCCUGAUAUCCCCCAAAUGCUGGAAUUCUUUAAAACAGGCCAUGCAUAUAUGGUGGAAGAAGAUUGUCUAAUCAGGUCAAGAAUAGGAAGACUGGAUAUACCAAAUGAACAAAUACUUGCCAAUUUGGAUGCUGUUAUUAAGGAUAUCUGUACACAUAGGCCAUUGAGCUAUGGUGCUUGUGUCUAUCAAGGCUCAUUGUUUGAGAACAACACAAUUUGGAAGCCAGAUUCUUGCCAAGACUGCAGUUGCCAUAGUAAUAUUGUCACCUGUGAACCUGCUGUCUGCAGACACCCUUGGUGUGACUUUCAGAAGGGUGAAGUGCUCCAAAUACCUCCAAAUAAGUGCUGCCCUGAGUGUGUCUUGGGAACUAAAGGAUUUUGCCAACACGAAGGACAGACACAUGGGCAUGGUACAGAAUGGGCAAGCUCUCAGUGCACAAUGUGUUUCUGUGCCAAUGGGACAGUUCACUGCUCCCCUAAGCUCUGCUUGGUCCCAUCUUGUGGCAGCGGGGAACUGGAAUAUGUCGCGCCAGGAGAUUGCUGUCCCAAAUGUGUGGGGAUUGGUGAGUCCUGCUCCUUUGAUGGCCAAAUGUUCCGGGAUGGCGAGGAGUGGCAGCUCAGCCCAUGCUCCAAAUGUUUCUGCAGGAAUGGAGCAACUCAGUGCUUCACAGCAGAAUGUCGGCCUGUGGCAUGCAGCAGGGAUGAAGUUAUGAUUGUAACUCCUGGAAAAUGUUGUCCAGAAUGUGUUCCAAAGCCCUGCUCUGUAUCUGGAGAAGCAUACAAGCAUGGUCAGCAAUGGAAGAAAAAUCCCUGCACUACCUGUAUAUGUCAUAGAGGGGAAGCCAGAUGUGUAAGACAGGCCUGUGCCUCACUCACCUGUGAGAAGGAUCAGAACAAAGUGCAGCGUCCAGGGAAGUGUUGUGAGGAGUGUGUGUCUUCCAAAGGCAUCUGCUUAUCUGAAGGCAUCAUCAGGUACCACAAUGAGAUGUGGAAUGGCACUCGCUGUGAGUUCUGCAUGUGUGAUGGAGGGCAAGUCACUUGCCAGAACGCAGAGUGUGCCAAAGUGGAGUGUGCCUGGGGUGAAGAAUUAAUUCAUUUAGAGGGAAAGUGCUGUCCUGAAUGUGUUUCAAGUGAUAGUUACUGUGUUUACAAAGAACAUACCAAAGAUAUUUUUUUCUCUGAUACAAGUGAGGGAAAACAUAUCAAGAAUGGAGAGAAAUGGAAAGAAGGCCUGUGCAAAGAAUGUGAAUGCCGGGACACCCAGGUGAUCUGCUAUCGCCGCUCUUGUCUGCUUUGCCCACUGGGCAGCCUGGCAGUGGAGGUAAAGGGAGACUGCUGCCCACAAUGCAAAUCAGUGCAGUGCCACCCAGACUGUUUGGUAUGCUCUCAGUCCUUUGACCACUGUGACGUCUGCCGGGAUGCAACAAAGCAACUGCAGAAUGGACGUUGUGUGGAGAACUGUGAAUCUGGAUUCUACAAGGAUGCUGGAGUUUGCUUAGCCUGCAAGGAAACAUGCCUGACUUGUACCAGUGGAUUUGAAUGUACAUCAUGCCAAGAAUCUAUGCUAAUGAAGCAUGGGCAGUGUGUGGCAUCAUGUGGGGAGGGAUUCUUCCAGGAUUAUUUCCACUGUGCAGCUUGUCACGAAUCCUGCUCCACCUGUUGGGGGCCUGCUGAGAACAACUGCUUGGCCUGCAAAGACCACUCUCAUGUAUUAAAAGCAGGGGUCUGUGUGACCAGCUGUGGCCAGGGGUUCUACAUCAGGAAUGGAAUCUGCAAUGCUUGUGACCAGUCCUGUGAAACAUGUUAUUCAGACCGACUGAGUUGUUUAACAUGCGCUUCAGAUAGGGUGCUCCACAGUGAGAAAUGCAUGUCAGAGUGCCCGGCCGGAUACUACGCAGGCAGCACCCGGAGAUGUAGAGCUUGCCAUGAGUCAUGUUCCACCUGCACUGGACCACUGGCCACUCACUGCACUUCCUGUCCCCUUUCCCUGGCAUUACGACAGGGCCAGUGUCUGUCUUCCUGUGGAGAGGGCUUUUAUCGUGACCAUGAUGUCUGCAAAGGUUGCCACCCAUCCUGUCAUGCUUGCAUUGGCCCAGAGAGCUUUCACUGCACACGGUGCAGGGAGCCAGAGGAGGCACUGCAGCUGGAACAGCACCUUGGGGGAGCUCUGCACGGUGUCUGCCUCCCUCAGUGCAACACUCAUUUCUACCUUGAUGUUGCUGGAGUGUGCAGACAGAUUUCUGCGAAGUAUACACCUACCUAUUGCCUAAGGGGAAAAGGCAAGCUAGCUGAGUGCCAUGCCUUGUGUUCAGCCUGUAUAGGCAGCACUCCCCAGAACUGCACAGCCUGUGCGUAUCCCCAGGUUCUUCAUGAUGGCAUGUGCCUCCUUGCAUGCCCAGAAGGACUGUACAGUCAGGAAGGUCAUUGCUAUGCCUGUCAUCCAUCCUGCAGGAAGUGCAGUGGUCCUUCAGACUUUGACUGCAUUGCCUGCCAUCCCCACACAGCUCUAGCUGAUGGAAAGUGCAGAACUAGCUGCAAGGAAGAGCAGUACCUCAACCUGGUCGGAUACUGUGUGGACUGCCAUCCCCUGUGCCAUCAAUGCGUGGCUGAUCUCCACAACACUGGCAGCAUCUGCCUCCAGUGCCAGAAUGCCCGUCACUUGUUACUGGGAGAUCACUGUGUUCCUGACUGUCCCAUGGGAUACUAUGCAGAAAAUGGAGCCUGUAAAAGGUGUCACCCCUCAUGCAAAACAUGCAGCGGCAGAAGCCCUUUCUCAUGCUCUUCCUGUGAAUCGAGUCUUGUUUUGUCCCACACUGGCUUGUGCACUUCAGCCUGCUUCCCUGGACACUACAGGGAUGGGAGCCAGGCAUGCAAACCUUGCAAUAGCCAGUGUCUGAGCUGUGAGUCGACGGCAGGCUGUACGUUAUGCAGAGACUUGACUAAAGUUCUGUUGUUUGGCGAAUGCCAGUAUGAAAGCUGCACUCAGCAGUAUUAUCUUGAUUUCCUCACUAAGACUUGCAGAGAGUGUGACUGGAGCUGUAAUGCUUGCAAAGGUCCCCAGAGGACAGACUGUCUACAGUGCAUGGAUGAUUUUGUUCUUCAUGAUGGGGCUUGUGUGGAACAAUGCCCACAAGGUUUCUACAAGGAAUCAGACAUUUGUCAGAGAUGUGAUGACCACUGCCUCCAGUGUCACCAACCAAUGGAGUGCACUCUUUGUGAAGCUCCAUUUUUUCUCUUGGAAACCCAGUGUGUCCGUGAAUGUGGGAAGAAAUAUUAUGAAGACCAUGUGAAGCAAAAAUGUGCAGCUUGCCCUGCAGGAUGCUUGGAGUGUGAUAAUGUCAGCCAGUGCCAAGUCUGUGAUACCACCACAUUUCUGAAGAACAACCUUUGUGUGUCUGAGUGUGGCCAUGAUUUCUAUGGUAACAGCAGGACUAGAAAGUGUGAAGCCAUCAAGCCUGCUUCUGUUCUCCUACUGAAAGGUUUGUUCACAGUGGGGAUUGGUGGGAUAAAGCCACUUGACUCUUCCGUCAUGGAUGUGCAUGAUGUGGAUGGCAAAGAUGGAGAGUUUCUGUUCCAUGUGGUCAGUGUUCCCACCAAUGGCAGGCUAGUGAUAAUGGUUGACAAGAAAGAGGUGCAACUGAACAAGGGUGACCAUUUCACUUGGGAGGAUGUACAGGAGAAGAGAGUCCGCUUUGUGCACAGCAAAGAAAAAUCCAGGAAAGGACAAUUUUCCUUGAAGGUCAGUGAUCAGCAGAACUUCUCUCAGCCGGAAGUGAUCACCGUUCAAGCAAUUUCAACACAGGCACCAUACAUGCUACGGAAUGAAGCCCUCUUUAUCAGCAGAGGGGAUAUUGCUGCUAUAACAGAUUUGCUCCUUGAUAUUCAAGACAAUGACAAUCCUCAGGAUGUAGUGGUAAUGGUUUUAGACCCUCCACAUCAUGGCCGGCUGGUCAAACCUCCAGGGGACGCAGCUUCUGAAGUCCAAGUAUUCAGCCUUCAUGAACUGGCCAGUGGACUCCUACAUUAUGCUCAUGAUGGCUCCGAUAGUCUGGAUGAUACAGUUGUUCUCCAAGUGAAUGAUGGGUACUAUUUUCAGAACGUUCUGUUCCACGUUAAGAUUGUUCCAAAGAGUGACAGAGGCCCACAACUGCUUACAAACUCCUUGGUGUGGGUCCCAGAGGGAGGAAUGCUGCAGAUCACUAACAGGAUUUUGCGAGCAGAGGUGCCUGGUGCCAGCGACUCUGAGAUCACCUAUGCAAUCAUCAAGGACCAGCCGCGAUAUGGUGAAGUGGUCCUUCUGUUACCCAUGCCAGCAGAUGGCCCAGCUGAAUCAUGGCAGCGCUUACCAGAUGGAAGAGCAGCCACACCAACUAUGUCCUUCACUCAGCGGGACAUCAAUGAAGGCAUUGUGUGGUACAAGCACUCUGGAUCUCAAGUAGAAAGUGAUUCCUUCCAUUUCCAGGUAUCCAGUGCUACUGCUCCACAAACCCAUUUGGAAACCCACAUGUUCAACAUUGCUGUUCUCCCACACACACCCAAGACACUGCAGCUUUCCCUUGGGUCCUCUCUGCAUAUGACAGCACUGGAGGAUCGUGUGACAGUGAUUGAGCCACAUCACCUCUCCUUUGUAGACCCGGAGAGUCCAAGUGAGAAAAUUGUCUUCAAUGUGACUGUACCUGUGUCACCAAAUCAAGGUGUGGUGGAACACAGAGACAGGCCUCUCUCCCCCAUCAAGUAUUUCACACAGGCAGAUAUUAACCAGGGCAAGAUUGCUUACCGCCCGCCUGCUGCCGCCCCACACAUGAGAGAGAUUACUGCGUUCUCUUUUUCUGGUCUCCCAGAAUCAGUGAACUUUCGUUUUAUAGUGUCUGACGGAGAACACGUAACCCCCGAGAUGGCAUUUACGAUUCAUUUGGACUCAGUGGGUCAGCAACCUCCUGUGUUCCAGACCACCGUUCCGUUUCUGAAGGUCAGCCAGGGUGGCAAGGCUACUCUCGGGGUUCAGCUGGAAGUAAGUGAUGUGGACACAGCUCCUGAAGAUCUCUUCUUUGAGCUGGUGGAACCUCCUCGCCAUGGGGUUCUACUCAAAAACCGCACCAGAGUUCAUGACCACUUGAGAGCAGGUGAUACUUUCACGUACGAAGACAUCACCCAAAAUGCUUUGCAGUAUGUGCACGAUGGCUCAUCUGCAGCAGAGGACAGCAUGGAAAUCUCUGUGACCGAUGGCGUUACCACUGCAACUACUGUACUGAGAGUGGAAGUAUCACUGAUGGACAGCAACAGUCCACGGUUAGCUCCAGGCUGCUUGCUGACUGUCACAGUGGAUAGUAAAAGCUCUGUGACAUUUUCUCGGUCACACCUAGCUUACAUUGAUAAUAAUUCUCCCGACUCAGAGAUCACAAUUCAAUUAAUAUCUCUGCCUAUGUACGGCACCCUUUUACGGGCCUCUGGACUGUAUAAUGGGGAGCUUGUGGAAGUUUAUAAUUUCACAAUGGAAGAUAUCAACAAUCAGAAGAUCAGAUACACAACUGCAUUUGAGACCAGUGAUCAGCCAGUCACUGAUAUUUUCCACUUUUCUGUCUUCGAUGCUGACAACAAUCAGCUUGACAGCCAGAUGUUUACCAUCACCAUCACACCUGUUCAUAACAGACCAUCGGUCAUUGCUUUUGCUGAUCAUAUUACUGUUGAUGAGGGAGGGAGGGUCCCGUUGUCCAUUCACCAACUCCUAGCCACUGACUACGAUACAGCCAUGGAAGAGCUAGUGGUUACAAUAAUCACUCUACCCAUAUAUGGGUGCAUUGAAAACACAAAGACAGGUGCUGUUUUUGGUCCUGGGGGCACAGCAGACUCAGGUGCAUCAUUCCCCAUUCAAGAUGUGCUAGAGAACCAUGUGUACUACUUUCAGAGCGUCCAUGAAAGUGUUGAGCCAACACAUGACCUCUUCCGCUUCUCUGUGAGCAGCAGCUCCAUCCUGCCUGAGACAUGGAGCAUCAACAUCACCAUUCAGCGACAGAACGAUGAGCCCCCAAAGAUGGUGCUGGAACCUGUGAGAGUCCGUGAGAGCUUGGGAGUGGUGAUCAGCAACACUUCCCUGAGCCUGCAGGACUUGGACACGCCAGAUAACGAGCUUGUUUUUGUUGUUACCCAAAAGCCCAGACACGGUCACCUGCGCAGGAGACAGUCUUGCCUGGAACCUCUGGAGAAUGGGCGCAUUCUGUCACAGGGCUCAUCCUUUACCUACCAAGAUGUUCUGGACAAGCUGAUCGUUUACACGCUAGCUGGUGCUGAGGCAUGGUCGGAUGAAUUCAGAUUCUCCCUCACAGAUGGACUGUACACUGAGAUGGGGAGGGUGGAGUUCUCCAUGGAGCUGCCAAAGAAUGAGCCACCUAGAUUAGCUGUGAACAGAGGCCUGCAGCUUCCAGCUGGCUCAGUAGCACGCAUCACAGAUCAGCACUUAAAAGCAGCAGAUAUUGAUUCAGAUGACCUGAAGCUCAGAUACGUCAUGAAGAAAGAUCCCAGUAGUGGGCGUCUGCAGCUGACUAAAAUUGAUAACCUGGUCCAGAUCUCUGUCAAGGGACCUGUCAAAAGUUUCACCCAAGUUGAUAUAAAUAAAGGGCAAGUGGAAUACAGUCAUGAAAAAGGGGAGCCAGGUGGGAGCUUUGCUUUUAACUUUGAUGUGAUCGAUGCAGAAGGCAACAAACUGAUGGACCAGUCAUUCUAUAUUAGCGUCUUGGAGGAUAGGCUCCCUCCGUCCAUCAUUGCUAACAAAGGCUUGGUCUUGGAUGAAAAUUCAGUGAAGAAGAUCACGACACUGCAGCUCUCUGCCACAGACCAGGACAGCGAGCCUGCCAAGCUCCUGUACAGAAUAACAAAACAGCCGCAGCUGGGGCACCUGGAGCAUGCCGCUUCACCAGGCACAAGGAUUAGCUCAUUCAGCCAAGCAGACCUGGCCUCUCGCAGUAUCCAGUACAUCCACACCAGUGAGGUUGAGAGACAUUCUGACUCAUUUACUUUCUCUGUCUCUGAUGGAGUGAAUGAGGUGAGUCAAACAUUUGACAUCACCAUAAACCCAGUGGAUGACUCCUUGCCUGUGGUGCAGAAUCCAGGGAUGAGGGUUCAGGAAGGGGUGAGAAAAACCAUCACAGAGUUUGAGCUUAAAGCCACAGAUGCUGACACAGAGGCUGAAUUGGUUACAUUCACCAUCGUGCAGCCCCCUCGGCAUGGCGUGGUUGAACGCACCCACAAUGGUCAGCACUAUCGCCAGACCACCUCCUUCACCAUGGAUGAUAUCUUCCAGAACCGGAUCAGUUACAGCCACGAUGGCAGCAACUCUCUGAAGGACCGUUUCACCUUCACCGUGUCUGAUGGGACCAACCCCUUCUUUGUUGUGGAAGAUGGAGGGAAGGAGAUUGUGACAGCGGCACCCCAGCGGUUCAAAGUGGACAUUCUCCCCGUGGAUGAUGGGACACCCAGAAUUGUCACCAACUUGGGCCUGCAGUGGCUGGAGUACAUGGAUGGCAAGGCAACCAAUCUGAUCACCAAGAAGGAAUUAUUGACAAUGGAUCCCGACACAGAGGACAAGCAGCUGAUUUAUGAGAUAACAGCUGGCCCCAAGCAUGGCUAUGUGGAGAGCAAGCUGAGACCAGGAAUAGCUGUGACUACCUUUACUCAAGAGGAUGUGAACCUGGGGCUGGUUCAAUACGUGUUGAAUGAUGAGAAGAUUCAGGAAACAAUGGACAGCUUUCAGUUUCUAGUGAAGGACAGCAAACCCAAUAUGGUCAGUGACAACAUUUUCCAUAUCCAGUGGUCUCUCAUCAGCUUUGAAUAUACCAGCUACAACAUCAGCGAAAAAGCCAGCUCUGUCAGCAUCACAGUGAAGAGGAUCGGAAACCUCAACCAAUAUGCCAUUGUCCUGUGCCGCACAGAACAGGGCACUGCCACCUCCAGCUCUAGCAUCCGUUCAGAACCAGGACAGCAGGAUUAUGUGGAGUAUGCAGGCCAGGUGCAGUUUGAUGAGCGGGAGGACACCAAGGCCUGCACUGUUCUCAUAAAUGAUGAUGACGUCUUUGAGAACAUUGAGAGCUUCACUGUUGAGCUCAGUAUGCCAGCCUAUGCUUUGCUGGGCGAGAUCACCCAGGCCAAAGUCGUCAUCAAGGAUACAGAGGAUGAGCCCACUUUACAGUUUGAUAGGAAGACUUACUAUGUCAAUGAGAGUGCUGGCUUCCUGUCUGCACCCAUAGAAAGGAAAGGGGAUGCCAGCAGCAUUGUGUCAGCUGUUUGCUACACUACUCCCAAAUCUGCUAAGGGCAGCAGCCUUUAUGCCCUGGAGUCUGGCUCUGACUUUAAAUCCAGAGGGAUGUCGCAUGAGAACCGUGUCAUUUUUGGACCUGGUGUCACCAUGUCAACCUGUGACAUCAAACUGAUUGAUGACAGUGAGUACGAGGAGGAGGAGGAGUUCGAGAUCGCCCUGGCAGAUGCCUCUGACAAUGCGCGCAUUGGGAGCCUGGCUUCAGCCAGAGUUCUCAUCAGUGGCCCCAAUGACGCCUCCACCGUGUUCCUGGGAAAUGCUAGUUUCACGGUCAGUGAGGAUGCAGGUACCAUUGAGAUCCCUGUUAUACGGCAUGGUACAGACCUGUCAACCCCCACGUCAGUGUGGUGCGCCACUCGGCUUUCUGAUCCACCCUCUGCCAGUCCAGGAAUUGACUAUAUACCCAGCUCCAAGAAAGUGGAGUUCAGGCCAGGCAGAACUGAAGAGUAUUGCACCUUGACAAUCCUGGAUGAUGCUCAGUACCCAGUGAUUGAAGGGCUGGAGACUUUUGUUGUAUAUCUGAGCUCACCCCAAGGGGCGGAAUUGACUAAACCUUUCCAAGCUAUUGUGGCCAUUAAUGACAUCUUCCAAGAUGUACCCAACAUGCAGUUUGGCAAGGACUUGUACACGGUAAAGGAGAAGGAAGGUGUCCUGCAUAUUCCUGUUAUCCGUAGUGGAGACCUGAGCUAUGAGUCCUCUGUCAGAUGCUACACCCGGAGUCAAACGGCAGAAGUCAUGGAGGACUUUGAGGAGAGAAGAGAUGCAGAGGACUCUCGCAUCACCUUCCUGAAAGGGGAGAAGGUGAAAAACUGCACUGUCUACAUUAAUGAUGACUCUGCAUUUGAGCCAGAGGAACAGUUCAGGGUCUAUCUUGGCAGCCCCAUGGGAAACCACUGGAGUGGAGCUAGAAUGGGAAAGAACACCAUGGCCACCAUUACUGUUUCCAAUGAUGAAGAUGCACCCACCAUUGAGUUUGAAGAGACUGCCUAUCAAGUCCGGGAACCUCCUGGCCCCGAAGGCAUUGCUAUUUUGAACAUCAAAGUGGUCAGGAGAGGGGACCUGAACAGGACCUCAAAGGUCCGAUGCAGCACACGUGAUGGCUCAGCUCAGUCUGGAGUUGACUACUAUCCAAAGAGCCGGGUCCUCAAGUUCAGCCCUGGUGUGGACCACAUCCUGUUUAAGGUGGAGAUUAUGUCCAACGAAGACCGGGAGUGGCAUGAGUCCUUUUCUCUGGUGCUGGGCCCUGACGAUCCAGUGGAAGCUGUUCUUGGAGACACCGCCACUGCGAUAGUGACUAUUUUGGAUCAGGAGGCAGCAGGGAGCCUUAUUUUGCCAGCUCCUCCCAUCGUAGUUACCCUGGCAGACUAUGACCAUGUGGAGGAAGUGACCAAAGAGGGUGUGAAGAAAUCCCCUUCACCAGGCUAUCCACUGAUCUGUGUAACGCCUUGCGAUCCGCACUUCCCCAAGUACACCGUCAUGAAGGAGCGCUGUGAUGAAGCUGGGAUCAACCAGUCUUCAAUCCAGUUCAGCUGGGAAGUGGCAACCCCCACGGAUGGGAAUGGAGCCAGGUCACCUUUUGAAACCAUUACAGACAACACGCCAUUCACUAGCAUCAACCACAUGGUGCUGGACAGCAUUUACUUCAGCCGGCGGUUCCAUGUGCGCUGCGUGGCAAAAGCUGUGGACAAGGCUGGCCACGUGGGGACUCCACUGAGAAGCAACAUUGUUACCAUAGGGACAGACAGUGCCAUUUGUCACACCCCAGUAGUAGCUGGAACAGCCCGAGGCUUCCAGGCACAAUCUUUCAUUGCCACACUGAAGUAUCUGGAUGUCAAACACAAGGAGCAUCCUAACAGAAUCCAUAUUUCAGUGCAAAUUCCCCACCAGGAUGGAAUGCUUCCUCUCAUCUCCACAAUGCCUCUGCACAACCUGCAUUUCCUGUUAUCUGAGUCCAUCUACAGACACCAGCAUGUCUGCUCAAACCUGGUUACCAUCAGUGACCUUAAAGGCAUCUCAGAAGCAGGAUUCCUGGAUGAGGUGACUUAUGACAGCCUCAUUCUGGGUCCCGGGUAUGAUCGUCCCUAUCAAUUUGACCCCACCGUGAGAGAGCCAAAGACAAUCCAGCUUUACAAGCAGCUCAACUUAAAGAGCUGCAUUUGGACCUUUGAUGCUUACUAUGACAUGACAGAAUUAAUUGAUGUCUGUGGAGGAUCUGUCACUGCUGACUUCCAGGUGCGAGAUUCUGCUCAGUCCUUCCUAACAGUCCACGUCCCGCUCUAUGUAUCAUACAUCUAUGUGACAGCACCUAGAGGUUGGGCCUCUCUCGAGCACCACACAGAGAUGGAAUUUUCCUUCUUCUAUGACACCGUUCUCUGGAGGACAGGAAUCCAGACAGACAGUGUUCUUUCUGCAAGGCUGCAGAUAAUACGAAUCUAUAUCCGAGAGGAUGGCCGCCUGGUGAUAGAAUUUAAGACCCAGGCCAAAUUCAGAGGACUUUUUGUAAUGGAGCAUCACACACUGCCGGAUAUGAAGUCUUUUAUAAUGACACCAGACCACCUGGGGGGGAUUGAAUUUGAUCUACAGUUGCUGUGGAGUGCUCAGACUUUUGACUCUCCCUAUCAGCUCUGGAGGGCGACCAGCUCCUAUAACAGGAAAGACUACUCGGGGGAGUACACAAUCUACUUAAUCCCUUGUACUGUGCAGCCCACACAGCCAUGGGUUGACCCAGGAGACAAGCCAUUGGCCUGCACUGCUCAUGCUCCAGAAAGAUUUUUGAUCCCAAUUGCUUUCCAGCAAACAAACCGCCCAGUUCCUGUUGUCUACUCCCUGAACACAGAGUUUCAGCUUUGUAAUAAUGAGAGAGUGUUUUUGAUGGAUCCCACCAAAUCUGAGAUAUCUUUGACAGAAAUGGAUUACAAAGGAGCCUUUUCAAAAGGUCAGAUCCUGUAUGGCCGUGUGCUUUGGAAUCCAGAACAAAACCUCAAUGCAGCUUACAAACUGCAGCUGGAAAAAGUCUAUCUCUGUACUGGCAAGGAUGGUUAUGUGCCUUUCUUUGACCCAACGGGAACAAUCUAUAACGAAGGGCCACAGUAUGGCUGUAUUCAACCCAACAAGCACCUAAAGCACAGAUUUCUUCUCCUGGACCGAAACCAACCAGAAGUAACUGAUAGGUACUUCCAUGAUGUACCUUUUGAUGCUCACUUUGCCUCUGAAUUGUCUGAUUUCCACUCAGUGAGCAGCAUGCCAGGAGUGGAUGGAUUUACUAUGAAAGUGGAUGCUCUCUACAAGGUGGAAGCUGGACACCAGUGGUAUCUCCAAGUGAUCUACGUAAUUGGCCCCGAGACUAUUGCAGGGCCCCGUGUCCAACGUUCCCUCACUCACCGCCUGAAACGUGGGCGCAGGGACCUUGUAGAUAACAACGGCAGGCUUAUCCUGGAUGACUCAUUGAUUUAUGACAAUGAAGGUGACCAAAUCAAGAAUGGCACCAACAUGAAGUCAUUGAGUCUGGAGGUACAGGAAGCAGUUGCAGCUGCCUCCUUCUCACAGACAGGUGCCUCCAUAGGAACUGCUUUAGCUGCCAUCAUGCUGCUGCUGCUUGUGCUUCUGAUAAUUUGCUUCAUAACCAGGAAAUGUCAAAAGCAGCAGAAGAAGAAAAAGCCCACCAAAGAUGUCACGGAGGAAUAUCCCCUGAACACCAAGAUACAGGUGCCUAAGAAAAACCCAGAGAGGGUAGAGAAGAAUGUAAACAGACAGUACUGCACUGUGAGGAAUAUCAAUAUACUAAGUGAAAAUGAGGGUGCAUACAAGAUCAAAGGUGCAAAGGUCAAACAGGUGAACUUAGAGGUCAAAGUUCAUAACAAUCUACAUGAUGGAACAGAAGUUUAAUGAAGUGCACAUCUUUUUGUAAAAGCUUUUUAUAAAUUGUGAAAAAUUGAAAUCAUAAACUGGUAUUUUUAUAAUCUUGUGGAAAAAGGGAAGACUAUAGCUUUGAGUGGUGGACAGCAAUACAUCCUCACAGGCUUCAACUCACAACUGAGCUACCUCAUUAAAAGUAGAACAGUAAAACACCCAGGGCAGAAAAAAUGGUAUCUCUACCAACAAGUUUAUUCAGUUUUAGGCUGCACAAUGUUCAUAGCAACAUCCAUAGCAGUCAGAUAUUUACCCAAAUUUGAAUAGUUCCUAUAUGAAGUCCACCAAUCCUGAAAUGGAGGGUUACAGGGGAAUAGUGCAACAACCCUAUAUCAGACACAGUAUUAUAGGAAAGAAGCUUAUUAAAGAAUUGGAAUCUAUUAUGUUCCACUCUGUACUGUUUUCCUUUUUGUACCUCCUCUCUUUUGUUGGACUGCAUCAGACAGAACAUGACAAUUUUGACCAAGAAUGCAGACAUGCAGCCAGUACUGUAACUAAUGUCGUUUCUUAUUGAUGGUUGAUCUUUAUGGAGGUAAAAUGCUCUGAGAGGAGGUCACCUCAUGCAGAGGGUGGCACUGUGCAUCAUUCGAACGGAGUGCUAGUGUGCUUGCAGCCUUCUGCACCUGAGUGACUGUCACUCUAAAAGAACAGUGAGAGAAGCCUUUACUGUUCUGUGGCCUAGAGGUCCACCAUUGAAUCUGGACCCGCUGAAAUCAAUGGGAAGUUAGCCACUGACUUCAGCAAGGCCAGGAUUUCAUCCUUUCCCCAUUAGACCACCACAUCCCUUUUCCAACUUUCUGAACUUUGCAACCCAAAGAAUUGCAUCCUUGCAAAUAUUGUAAAAAGGUUUUUGGAACUCACAUCAACAUGCGUAGGCACCAGCGUAGGGUUCAUGAACGUCAUCUUAUUCCCAAAGGUAUCAGGAGAAAAGUAUGUUUUACUGAAGAACCACAACUUCAAACAGAGCAGGCCCAACCAGCCCAGAAUGUGUAUAUAGCAAAUACAGAGUUAGAAGAAGAAGGUGAAGCAGAUGACGUAUACAUUAUGGAUACUUCCAGCAAUAUUUCUGAAAAUGUAACUGUGUACAGCUGUUUAGAGAUAAAAUGGGCUUGUCAGAGCAUCGCUUUUUGCUUCAUGGGGUAGGAAAUAUCUUCGUUUGCUCAGUCUAAUAGUAGCACUAGCAAUUGUGAUGUGAUUGAGAUGGAAUCCAACUCUGCACAGUUAUAUGGAUUAAAUUGUUUAAUUACUCCAGUCACAGUGGAAAUUUCUCAAAAUGUAAAGGUUACGCAGAUGCAUGUGAAUGAUCUUCCCAAGGAGCCCUCAAGCAGUGGAAGCAGUGAAUUAAAAAAGAGAAGAACAGCUAGUCCUCCUCUUAACCAAAAAUAAAAACAGAAGUAGAUCCAGAACCUGUAAUGCCAUCAGGUUCAUUAAAUCUUCCUCUUAGCAUUUCAACAGCUGAGAGUUUACCUUUUCACAAAGAAAAAAGUGUGUAUUUGUCAUCUAAAUUAAAACAACUGCUUCAGACACAGGAUGGUAAUAAGAUAACUCCAUCAACUGAAAUCCCUAAAUUAGGACCUGCUGCAUCUUCACCCAUUUUGCCUCCAGUUUCUAGUAGGUUUAAGAGAAGAACCAGCCCUUCUCCUAGUUCUCCGCAGCACAGUCCAGCCCUUCGGGACUUUGGCAAACUGGGUGAUGGGAAAACUGUGUGGAAGGAUACAGUUCUAGGUUCAAAGAUGCCAAAGUUAGAAAGCCACAGCAACUCGCCUGCAUGGAGCUUGACUGGAAGGGAGGAAAAAGAAUCCAUGAGUCCUCUUUGCUUUGAAGACUACAAAAUAUCUAAGGAAUGGGCAGGCCCUCCUACCUUUGGUAACGUGUGCAACCACCAGCCAUCAGAUUUGUCCAGUGGUGUCACCAAGAGCCCCCUUUCGGGGACUAAAAUGUCUUUAUACAAACGCCAGGAGUAUGGGGAACAAGCAAGAGGAGCUCACACUCUUGCUUGCUAGCACCCAGUAUGACCUAGUCAGACUAACCGAAACAUGGUGGGAUUCUAC
Molecule: messenger RNA, 15286 nt
Organism: Alligator sinensis (Chinese alligator)
Lineage: Eukaryota; Metazoa; Chordata; Crocodylia; Alligatoridae
Gene: FRAS1
Product: Fraser extracellular matrix complex subunit 1
Exons: 83
Coding region: 129-13211 (4360 amino acids)
Biological process (GO): cell communication
Cellular component (GO): membrane
Molecular function (GO): protein binding
Source: RefSeq, a predicted model, not a curated record